GCUGUCCUGGAACUAGAUUUGCAGACCAGGCUGGCCUUGAACUCAGAGACUGACUUGCCUCUGCCUUCCAAGUGCUGGGAUUAAAGGUGUGCACCACCACGGAUUUCCCUGAGAAAAACUGGCAGCUUUUUGUAGCCUCAGCCAAGCAGAGCCAGGGAGGAAGGGUUUGCAUCAACAGGAUGGCUGUCUUGAACAGCUGACUUCUCAGGAUGUAGCAGUAUGGUACUUCCCAAAACCUAUUUUGUGGGCAGCAAAGGCUUUUGUUUUCCUUUUGGAAAAUGAAAGAAGCCAACUGAGUUCUGUAAUCAUGAGAUGAAGCCACAGGGCACACACCAGGGCGUGUGGUGGCCACAGGAGGUCGUCUCCCUCUUCUGGUCUGGGCGCUCAUUCGGGGAGCUGGUGAAUGGCCGAGCUAUGGAGACACCUGAGAUUGCAGCCAUUAGGAUUGGACUCCGAGGGCCCUCAUCUGCGUAUGUGUUUGUAGACUGCCCAAGGCGCUAGAACUCUGGAAGCGUGGAGAGAUGUCCAGCCCGACAGGGGGAAAUAGAUGAAGACCACAGAGGAAAGAGCCUCGUAAAUGAGAAAAGACUUCCCUGAAGACAUCUAGAAAUCUCUCUCUGGGGGUGAAUCUAGAACUGUGAACGAUGGAGUCCUUAGACCGGAGAAGACCGGGUGCUGAGCAAGAGGAGGGCUUUGGGAUGGAGGCCAGGAGGGCCACCGAUCUGGGCAUGGUCCCCAAUCUCCGGCGAAGCAAUAGCAGCCUUUCCAAGAGCAGGAGGCUUCUGUGCCCCUUCCUUGAGAAGCAAGAAAACCUCAGCUCAUGGAUUCCUGAAAACAUCAAGAAGAAGGAAUGUGUGUAUUUCGUGGAAAGUUCCAAGCUCUCCGAUGCGGGGAAGGUAGUGUGUGAAUGUGGUUACACCCAUGAGCAGCACUUGGAGACCGCCAUCAAGCCUCACACCUUUCAGGGCAAGGAAUGGGACCCCAAGAAGCAUGUCCACGAGAUGCCUACAGAUGCCUUUGGCGACAUCGUCUUCACAGGCCUGAGCCAGAAAGCGGGGAAGUAUGUCCGGGUCUCCCAGGACACGCCCUCCAGUGUCAUCUACCAACUCAUGACCCAGCACUGGGGCCUGGAUGUCCCUAACCUCCUCAUCUCGGUGACUGGUGGAGCCAAGAACUUUAACAUGAAGCUGAGACUGAAGAGCAUCUUCCGGAGAGGCCUGGUCAAGGUGGCCCAAACCACAGGGGCCUGGAUCAUCACUGGAGGGUCCCACACGGGUGUGAUGAAGCAGGUGGGUGAGGCGGUCCGGGACUUCAGCCUGAGCAGCAGUUGUAAAGAAGGAGACGUCAUCACCAUUGGCGUAGCCACAUGGGGCACCAUCCACAACCGAGAGGGGCUGGUCCACCCCACGGGAGGCUUCCCCGCUGAGUACAUGCUGGAUGAGGAAGGCCAAGGGAAUCUGACCUGUCUAGACCCCAACCACUCCCACUUCAUCCUGGUGGAUGAUGGGACCCAUGGCCAGUAUGGUGUGGAGAUUCCGCUAAGGACGAAACUGGAGAAGUUCAUAUCAGAGCAAACAAAGGAAAGAGGAGGUGUGGCCAUCAAGAUCCCCAUCGUUUGUGUGGUGUUGGAGGGCGGCCCUGGCACGCUGCACACCAUCUACAAUGCCAUCACCAAUGGCACACCCUGUGUGAUAGUGGAGGGCUCCGGCCGAGUGGCUGACGUCAUCGCCCAGGUGGCCGCUCUGCCCGUCUCUGAGAUCACCAUCUCCCUGAUACAGCAGAAGCUCAGCAUGUUCUUCCAGGAGAUGUUUGAGACUUUCACCGAGAGCAGGAUCGUGGAAUGGACCAAAAAGAUCCAAGACAUUGUCCGGAGACGGCAGCUGCUGACAGUCUUCCGGGAAGGCAAGGAUGGGCAGCAGGAUGUGGAUGUGGCCAUUCUGCAGGCUUUGCUGAAAGCCUCUCGAAGCCAAGACCAGUCUGGCCACGAGAACUGGGACCACCAACUGAAGCUGGCAGUGGCGUGGAACCGUGUGGACAUUGCUCGAAGUGAGAUCUUUACGGAUGAAUGGCAGUGGAAGCCCGCAGAUCUGCACCCCAUGAUGACAGCUGCCCUCAUCUCCAACAAACCUGAGUUUGUGAGGCUCUUUCUGGAGAACGGGGUGCGUCUGAAGGAGUUUGUCACUUGGGACACUCUGCUCUGCCUGUAUGAGAACCUGGAGCCAUCCUGCCUCUUUCACAGCAAGCUGCAGAAGGUGCUGGCUGAAGAGCACGAACGCGUGGCCUAUGCCUCCGCUGCACCCCGACUGCACAUGCACCACGUGGCCCAGGUGCUGCGUGAACUCCUGGGGGACUCCACACAGCUGCUGUACCCUCGGCCCCGAUACAGCGACCGGCCGCGGCUCUCGCUGCCCAUGGCACACAUCAAACUCAAUGUACAGGGAGUGAGUCUCCGGUCCUUCUAUAAGCGAUCAACAGACCAUGUUACCUUCACCAUCGAUCCAGUCCGCGACCUUCUCAUUUGGGCCAUCAUCCAGAACCGCCGGGAGCUGGCAGGCAUCAUCUGGGCUCAGCUUUCUAGAUACAGGGUGGGUAAACCUGGUGAUGCCCCAGGUCCUCACAGUGCCCCUGUGUCCCAGAGCCAGGACUGUAUUGCUGCAGCCCUGGCCUGCAGCAAGAUCCUGAAGGAGCUGUCCAAGGAGGAGGAAGAUACAGACAGCUCAGAGGAGAUGCUGGCACUGGCGGAUGAGUUUGAGCACAGAGCUAUAGGUGUCUUCACUGAGUGCUACCGGAAGGAUGAGGAGAGGGCGCAGAAGCUUCUUGUCCGGGUGUCAGAGGCCUGGGGGAAGGCCACCUGCCUGCAGCUGGCCCUAGAGGCCAAGGACAUGAAAUUCGUGUCUCAUGGAGGCAUCCAGGCUUUCCUGACCAAGGUGUGGUGGGGCCAGCUCUGUGUGGACAACAGCCUGUGGCAGAUCAUCCUGUGCAUGCUGGCCUUCCCACUGCUCUUCACCGGCCUCAUCUCCUUCAGGGAGAAGAGGCUACAGCCCCUGUGCCGCCCAGCCCGUGUCCGCGCCUUCUUCAACGCGCCUGUGGUCAUCUUCCACCUGAAUAUCCUGUCCUACUUCGCCUUUCUCUGCUUGUUCGCCUACGUGCUCAUGGUGGACUUCCAGCCCUCGCCUUCCUGGUGCGAGUACCUCAUCUACCUGUGGCUUUUCUCCCUGGUGUGCGAGGAAACACGACAGCUCUUCUAUGAUCCUGAUGGGUGUGGGCUGAAGAAGAUGGCGUCCCUGUACUUCAGUGACUUCUGGAACAAGCUGGACGUUGGUGCCAUUCUGCUCUUCAUAGUAGGAUUGACCUGUCGACUUAUCCCAGUGACACUGUACCCCGGGCGCAUCAUCCUGUCUUUGGACUUCAUCAUGUUCUGCCUCCGCCUCAUGCAUAUCUUCACGAUCAGCAAAACGCUGGGGCCCAAGAUCAUCAUUGUGAAGCGCAUGAUGAAGGACGUCUUCUUCUUCCUCUUUCUCCUGGCGGUGUGGGUGGUGUCCUUCGGAGUGGCCAAGCAGGCCAUCCUCAUUCACAACGAGAGCCGAGUGGACUGGAUCUUCCGUGGGGUCGUCUACCACUCUUACCUCACCAUCUUUGGGCAGAUCCCAACCUACAUCGACGGUGUUAACUUCAGCAUGGACCAAUGCAGCCCCAACGGCACAGACCCCUACAAGCCCAAGUGUCCCGAGAGUGACUGGACAGGGCAGACACCCGCUUUCCCCGAGUGGCUGACAGUCACCCUGCUCUGCCUCUACCUGCUCUUUGCCAACAUCCUGCUGCUCAACCUGCUCAUCGCCAUGUUCAACUACACAUUCCAGGAAGUGCAGGAACACACAGACCAGAUCUGGAAGUUCCAGCGCCAUGACCUGAUUGAGGAGUACCAUGGCCGGCCCCCGGCCCCUCCCCCCUUCAUUCUCCUCAGCCACCUGCAGCUCCUGAUCAAGAGGAUUGUCCUGAAGAUCCCUGCCAAGAGGCACAAGCAGCUCAAGAACAAACUGGAGAAGAACGAGGAGGCGGCUCUCCUGUCCUGGGAGCUCUACCUGAAGGAGAACUAUCUGCAGAACCAGCAGCACCAGCACAAACAGCGGCCAGAACAGAAGAUCCAUGACAUCAGUGAGAAAGUGGACACCAUGGUGGGUCUGCUGGACAUGGACCGUGUGAAGAGGUCGGGCUCCAUGGAGCAGAGGCUGGUCUCCCUGGAGGAGCAGGUAGCUCAGACGGCCAGAGCUUUGCAGUGGAUCGUGACAACCCUGAAGGACAGUGGCUUGGGUUCAGAGGCAGGUGUGCUGACCCUGGCAUCCCAAAGGGCUUUUGAUGAACCGGAUGCUGAACUGAGUAUCAGGAGGAAAGCAGAGGAGCCAGGAGAUGGCUACCAUGUGAACGCCCGGCACCUCCUCUACCCCAAUGCCCGCAUCAUGCGCUUCCCUGUGCCCAACGAGAAGGUACCCUGGGAGGCAGAGUUUCUGAUCUACGAUCCCCCAUUUUACACAGUUGAGAAGAAGGACGUGGCCCUCACAGACCCUGUGGGAGACACGGCAGAGCCCCUGUCUAAGAUCAGUUACAAUGUCGUGGAUGGACCAACGGACCGUCGCAGCUUCCAUGGAGCCUAUGUGGUCCAGUACGGGCUGCCCUUGAACCCCAUGGGCCGUACGGGGUUGCGCGGACGCGGGAGCCUCAGCUGGUUUGGGCCCAACCACACCCUGCAGCCGGUGGUUACUCGGUGGAAGAGGAAUCAGGGUGGAGCCAUCUGCCGGAAGAGUGUCAGGAAGAUGCUGGAGGUGCUGGUGAUGAAGCUGCCUCACUCCGAGCACUGGGCCUUGCCUGGGGGGUCUCGGGAGCCAGGGGAGAUGCUGCCACGGAAGCUGAAACGGGUCCUCCGGCAAGAUUUCUGGGUACCCUUCGAGACCUUGCUAGUGCAAGGUACAGAGGUGUAUAAAGGGUAUGUGGAUGACCCAAGGAACACAGACAAUGCCUGGAUCGAGACGGUGGCUGUCAGCAUCCAUUUCCAGGGUCAGAACGAUGUGGAACUGAAGAGGCUGGAAGAGAACCUGCACACCCACGAUCCAAAGGCAUCAAGCUGUGGCCUGCAGACGUCUACUGAAUGGCAGGUGGUGGAUAGGCGCAUCCCCGUGUACGCAAACCACAAGACCAUCCUCCAAAAAGUGGCCUCGCUGUUUGGAGCUCACUUCUGACUGUGGGUUCUGGUGGAAGCUUCAGGGGCAGGAGUGGCUAUCCACCAAUGCCCAACACUUGGACUGCUUUAUCUUGGCCUGACUGGCAGGUUAGGGUACUGGGUUGGGGUGGCAGGUUGUGGUGCUGGGUUGGGUGACCACGGGGAUCUUAACAAGUCCCCAGAAGUGGUGUCCUGAAAGUCACCUCUGCUACAAGAAGAAGACAGCAUGAAGACAGAAGUGCAUUCAGUGGCUCCUGGUGCCCAUGUCCUCAGGUGCCAUGCCUUGACUUGGGCUUUAUGGGGCCCUGUCCAGCAAGAUGCUGCCACUACCCAUAAUCCUGCUGGAAGUACUACCUCUGGGGCAGGCACUAUCCCCUGGAGAGACUUCUGUCCUCAUUGUGGGAGCCUUCCGUCCCAGGUAGAUUGAGGCUGAGCCUCCUUCAGGAGAAGACACUAUCCUCAUGACUCCUGGCCAGUGCUGGGUCACAGGCAUUGGGGGAGGCAGUGAGGACUUUGAGCUGGAUGACUGCCAUCCCUGGACUUCAGAAGUGCUCUUCUGGAAGCACUCAAACAGAGCAUCCCUGGCUCCAGCUGACCUGCAGGCUACAGAAGGUACCAGAAGAAGACAGGGCAUCAUGUCAUGGCCUCUAGAGGAAUGUACUGUUGGGAAUGCUAAGCUUUCUCUGACAGGUGGCCUAUGACUCAGGGAUUGGUACUGGCUACGAGAUCAACUCACAGCUAGGGUAGGGGUGGGCAAUGUUGGGGUUUAAUGGGAUGGGACAAUAAAAAUCUGGGUAUGAUCAAUCUA
This is a messenger RNA of Myodes glareolus (Bank vole), 6023 nucleotides long. The record is from RefSeq and is a predicted model, not a curated record. Lineage: Eukaryota; Metazoa; Chordata; Mammalia; Rodentia; Cricetidae.